GACUGCACAGCCCUGAUAAAACAAUUUAUGAUUAGUUUUAAUUUUUAAUAGUUUGUAAUUGCAGAUUCUUUCAUUUGUCGAACAUACCUCAAUCGAACCAUACAAUUAAAAUGACCACCAAAAUAAGCAUUUGACGUAGAACAAACUCCCCAAAUUAACAGUUUAAAAGGCUGUUCCACUUCAAACCGACUCAGUUCCUCCUACAAACUCCCCCAACCAACAUGGCCUUCUUGGACACGCUCCUGUUCCGGCUCUUCUUCUGGAAGAAUCCUUGGGACCCCCGAAACAGACUGGAAUCGUUCAAGCGGCAGCUCACCCUGCUCAAGUGGAUCGGGCUGUGGCCACCGCUGGAAGGCACCGACCGGCAGCGUCUCCUGUACCGAAUCUACGGAUGGACCCUCCGGAUUGUGUUUCUGUAUGCGUUCACACUGUCGCAGGUGCUGUUCUUUUUGAACGUGCAAAAUGUGCAGGAUCUGGCGAAUGCACUGUACGCGUUGAUGACCCAACUCACGCUGAUUGUUAAGCUGAGGAUAUUUUGCAGUAAAAUUGACUCGAUUCAGGUGCUGGUGCUGAGAGUGCGAUGUUCCAUGUUUCAUCCCCAGUGUGAUGCUGAGACAAAAGAAGUGCUGCGGGCGAUGAACACCACUUGGUUCUUCGGGACGUUGUUUCACGUGGUGUCCUUUGCAACGGUCACCUUCUGGGCCAUUUCUCCGGCGUUGAAGAGAGAAUUUGCACUGCUGUUGCCGUCGUGGUUUCCCUUUGACUACCGUCAAUCGGUUUGGGUUUACGGAGCAGUUUGGUUUUAUCAGACUUUUUCGUUGUACAUCUGUGCGAGCUUAAACGUGGCCACUGAUACCAUGAUAAUUGGGUUGAUUUCUCACAUCGGAGGACAGGUUGGAAGGUUAGGGGUUUUGUUUUCCAAGAUGGGUUACGUUGCUUCCGGUGCUAAAAGACAGAUUGACCUAAGUUGUAAAAUUUGCAAUUCUUUGUCACCAUUGCUGAAUAACAUCGAGAAGCUCGCCAAAAUCCAUGGAGAAUCUUAUGCUUAUCUGAUUGAGCUGAUAUUAUUUCAUAAAGAAAUUUUGAGAUUUGCAUACGAGGUAGUGGACAUCUUCAACGUUUCAAUAUUUUCACAAAUCAUAGCAUCGGUAAUCAUCAUCUGUAUGACUGCUUUGAAAGUCAUAUCGGACCGUAAUGUGGUAUCGAUGAUUGGAAAUCUCAUUUAUUUGUCAACGAUGAUCUGCCAGAUUUUACAGUUUUGCUACGUCGGGAAUGAUAUUAGCUAUUCGACUGGAAAAUUCAACGAAAUGGCAAUAUUUAGUAACUAUCCCGAAUUUAACAAAACUACAGCCAGAGCAUUUCUCAUCUAUUUGACAAAAGUUAUUCAGCCCGCAGAUAUUAAAGUUGGUCACGUCUUUAAAUUUUCUCUGACAUUAUCAACUUUCCUCUGGAUUCUCAAAACAUCCUAUUCCUACUUUGCUGUCCUCAACAGUGUGCGGUCGUAAAUUUCCACAAAAUUUGUUCACAAGAAAACAUGAAUAAAAUUUACUCACAAACACAACCCACCACAACCUCCAUAAUUUAAAAUUUAAAUCACUUUCCCGUCGCAACUUUCACCUCUCAAUUCACCCUGG
This is a messenger RNA of Culex pipiens pallens (northern house mosquito), 1634 nucleotides long. RefSeq names its product odorant receptor Or1-like. The record is from RefSeq and is a predicted model, not a curated record. NCBI's taxonomy places the organism in Eukaryota, Metazoa, Arthropoda, Insecta, Diptera, Culicidae. The transcript is spliced from 7 exons. Gene Ontology annotation, molecular function: olfactory receptor activity; odorant binding. Gene Ontology annotation, cellular component: plasma membrane. Gene Ontology annotation, biological process: detection of chemical stimulus involved in sensory perception of smell; sensory perception of smell. The coding region runs from base 222 to 1505 and encodes 427 amino acids.